GAGAUAUGCAGGUCAACGUGGCCCUAACCAAGGUUUAUACUGCGCUAUCCGCCAUAUGACCCUGGGCGGUUCCAACCAAAAAGGUCUCUCGUCGCCUUGGAGUGUCGCGCACUCGUAACAUCUCUCAGAACAAGUAGAAACACUGAGAAGCUCAACAACCCAUAAUUCUCUCGCUGCCCACGAUGGAUGAUCUAGUCACUGCGAAAAACAAUCUAGCCACAAUCAAUCGAAAGACUCGCUUCGGGCCAACAGACCAAUAUCGAUUCAACGAUGAAACCAACCCCUUCACUUUGAAGUCGUCCCACAUUGGAGUUGGAAAAAUCGGCAAAGUUAGUGUCGAAUGUUCAACCCGGUGGACAAAAGCUCGCUGGGGAAUCCUAGGGUCUAAUGGGUUGCCCGCAGGAAUAGUCUAUGUCGACCUCACCAUUGUUCAGCCCUCCGGCCAUAGACUUCGGAGCGCUACAAUCACAAUCACUCUUCACGAAUCAAUACUGGACACGCGCUUGCAUAGAAAACACUUCGGAAGACGGCUACACAUCACGCCGAGCAACAACUCUCAAGUUCAGAUGACGAACUACUUUGCGCCGCAUUCCCUUGCUGGGGAGAAGCAUGUUACUACCUACGAAGAAGAAACAAGUUUGAUGCCCACUGUAGAUGCCGGUGGCAUUGCUGGGCUGGGUGGUCUCGGAUGGAAGCGGAAGGAAUCCGGAACGAAGACGGACUACUGGUGGUUCAAGGGGUAUACACGAUCCUCGCCCGAAGGUACAUACCUUGAAUGGCAAUUGGAAGGGACACAAUCCAAUGGCCCGCGUCACCCGCCCAAAUUUCAUACAGCCUUCGCUUUUAACCAUACUGGUAAAGCUGCCAGCAUGCACGUCAAAGUCGAAGGCAGGCUGAAAAAGAGGUACCAAGACAUCGGACGCAGCCUUUACAACUUUCGCUCUAAGCCGAUUAUCAUGGACAUCGAUCUUUCCUUGGUAUCAAACUACAAGAGAGAUAUCGAGGUGUUCGCCAUGGGCCUACGAGAGGAGAUGGAACAGGAAAACGAACAAGAAGCCCCAAGAGAAAUGACGGAGAGGUUUCCGCCGAACAGCAAGGACGAAACGCCCUCCGCAAGACUGCAGGACGACUUAUCAGGUUCAACUGUUUUGUCAGAAGACUCUUUUCACAACGAGAGAGAAGAAGGAGCCGCUUUGAGAAUAUUGAAUAGUUCUCCGUUUAGGAGAAGACCGGCAACUAACACAACGAAUCCAUGGGCCAACCACGACCACGGUCAACAGCACAAAAGCCAGCAUGCAAAGGAUGAACUGGCUAUCGAGGCUUUGCGGGAUUCAGACGGUAAAACGAAAGCUACGAUUGAAGUGCCUCCAACCCCU
Messenger RNA from Colletotrichum scovillei, 1376 nucleotides. RefSeq lists its product as uncharacterized. The record is from RefSeq and is a predicted model, not a curated record. Lineage: Eukaryota; Fungi; Ascomycota; Sordariomycetes; Glomerellales; Glomerellaceae. The annotation marks the transcript as partial. The transcript has a single exon.